Molecule: messenger RNA, 377 nt
Organism: Psammomys obesus (fat sand rat)
Lineage: Eukaryota; Metazoa; Chordata; Mammalia; Rodentia; Muridae
Gene: Mtln
Product: mitoregulin
Exons: 2
Coding region: 44-214 (56 amino acids)
Biological process (GO): positive regulation of mitochondrial membrane potential
Cellular component (GO): mitochondrial inner membrane
Source: RefSeq, a predicted model, not a curated record
CCUCGCGCGGUUCCGUAGCUCACGUCGAAGCCGGGUGUUUGCAAUGGCGGACGUGUCUGAAAGGACUCUGCAGGUGUCCGUGCUAGUGGCUUUCGCCUCUGGAGUGGUCCUGGGCUGGCAGGCGAAUCGGCUGCGGAGGCGUUACCUGGAUUGGAGGAAGCGGAGGCUGCAGGACAAGCUGGCGACGACUCAGAAGAAGCUGGACCUGGCCUGAGCGCGCGCCGCGGCCCGGGCACGCAGGGUUCUCACAAGCCCAGAUGUCGAUGAGCAGCGCGCGACCACUAGCCCCUUGUCGAAGAUGGAUAUGAAGCACUGGAAGAAAAUAAUUUCUUGGCACUUUAUGAAUCUAUUUUUAAAAUAAAAAAAAUGUAAACAUC